This is a messenger RNA of Mauremys reevesii (Reeves's turtle), 736 nucleotides long. RefSeq names its product immediate early response 5 (gene IER5). The record is from RefSeq and is a predicted model, not a curated record. Lineage: Eukaryota; Metazoa; Chordata; Testudines; Geoemydidae. Bases 38 to 586 code for a protein of 182 amino acids. The transcript has a single exon.
GAGCGGGCAGCGCGCGGGCUGCGGAGCCGGCAGCGCCAUGGAGUUCCGGCUGGAGGCGCACCGCAUCGUCAGCAUCUCGCUGGGCAAGAUCUACAGCGCGCGGGGCCAGCGCGGCGGCCUCAAGCUGCACAAGAACCUGUUGGUGUCGCUGGUGCUGCGCAGCGCCCGCCGGGUCUACCUGGGCGAGCCCGGUGGCGAGUGCGCUCUGCCGCCCCGCCCGGGCCCGCCGCCCCCGGACUGCGAGAGGCUGCGGCGCGGCUGCCGCCCGUUGGGCUCGGAGGCGGCGGCGCGGGGGCGGGCGGAAUGCCUGGCCGAGUCCCCCCGGAAGCGGAGCGCAGCCGAGCGGGGCCAGGCGGCGGGCUCCCCGGGGAAGAAGCCGCGGCGUGAGGCGGAGCCGCCCCCGCCGCAGGAGGACAUGGAGACCGGCAACGUGGCCAGCCUCAUCAGCAUCUUCGGCUCCGGCUUCUCGGGGCUGCUGGGCAAGGAGCGUGGCGCGGCGGAGGCGUCCGAGCCGGGGCAGGUCUGCUGCGAGCAGCCGGUGCUGCGGAGCCUCAACCCCUGGAGCACGGCCAUCGUGGCCUUCUGAGCCCCGCCGCCGACUGGCCGCGCCGCGGCACCGGCGGGCGGAGGGCCGGGACUGGCUUCCUUCCAAGCAGGCAGGAAGCUCUGGCCGACGCUGGGGACUUUUGAGCCUUGCCCCGCCGCCCUGGGCAGCAGCAGCAGCACUUCACUUCUC